GUAACGGAUCCACCAAGGGAGAAGGAUGACAAUAAUAAUGUCCCCGGCUGGUUCCCGCGGCGCCCAAGUCUUCAUAUCAUGAUAACCACUGGGCCUGUCGCCCAUAUGAUGCCAAUGGCGGCUCGGAGUGGGUGCUGGAUUGCGUGGUGCCAGGCUAUCCUUUUCGGUGUGUCCGGGCUGGUGAUACUGGCUGAAAGAAGCGCGCGUAAGUGGAUACCAAAUGCUUCAGUAGCCUAGCCACUGUAGUAUUCUGCAAAUAAACAUUCACAUCACGUUCAGUCAAGCCUUGGUUGGACUGCGUUAGUGAUCUUCAAUUAGUUAUAUGCAAUGGUAGAGUGGUUUUUCGGGGAAAUGUUGUAUUAUGGACUUCAUGGAAUGCGUAUUUAGCUAGCUACACGUCUAUGGCUUGCUAAUUCAGGGACAGUUCAGCAUCACUUGGCUAACGUUAGCCGAGUAACGUUAGCCACAUUAGCUAGCUACUGUAAAUGGAUACGUUAAUGUGUCCCGGUAACAUUGCACAAAUUACCACCAACCUUUCUGUUUAAUUCUCAAUAAGUGAAUAGCCAGUUUCAUUGUGGUCUUUUAAGUUGAAGGCUAGCCUUUAUUUCUACCGAGUGUGCCUUCUCAAAAUGUACGAUAAAGUCAUGCGGUCUGUGACAGCUUUUGACUAGUUUAGAAAACCCAAUUUAGCUACUGUACUGGCCUGGCCAAUCAUCUCUGCUAACUACAUUCAAUCAACAUGCAUGUCGCAAUUAAUACCGAUAAUAAGAAAAAUCGAUUUGGUGAUGUUUGAUUUUGUAUGCAUAUCACACGCGGGUCAGUCGAAGGGCACCUAGGAGAUUAGGUCUCCUCCGCACCGUUAUUCGGGAAACGGGCGCGGUACAUCCUUGUGUGAAUAGCCCUGAGUAAGCAGAGCAAUGACAAGGUCGUCACUAGUUACCACAGCCACAAAGUCAUAAAGCCCUCCUAUUUGAUUUUAACCCUGACCUUGACCCUAACCUUAAUCACACUGCUAACCCUAAACUGAAAUUAAGACGAAAAAGCUAAUUUUUGUUUUCAUACAUUUUUACGAUAUAGAAAAUGUUGACUUUGUGGUUGUGAAAACCCAAUGGAGAAGGGCAGUAGCAAAAGACAAAGAGCCCCAGCAAAGGCGACUGACUGCGCGCGAAGCAACUUUGGCCUCCACACAGAUGGCUUUCACCGGAUAAAACUACUGUGCCUUCAAUAUAUAACUCAUAUUUAUUUUGGGGGGAAUUUAAUGUAAUAUCUUAUGUUCUUGUUUAUAACCGUUCUGUACUUUGUCAUGUAUUUGUACGUUUUAUGUUGACCCCAGGAAGAGGACCUGCUGCAUGUGUAGUAGCUAAUGGGGAUCCAAAUAAACUAAGCCUGAGAGCCUCUCUAGGGCCCCACCAACAGAGACAGCCAGUCCAGAUGGAUAAGACAGAAAUAAUCAUUAUCUAGUUAUCAAGAGCUUGCCAAGUUUGUGGUCAAGAGGCAUACACAUGAAUAGCAUUUAAUUAAUGAUAAUCAAUACAUUUGAUAUGGCUUUGACAUGUCUGUUUUUAGUGUGAAAUAAAGGCGAGGGGAUUGUUUCCAAAUAUACCAUUCAUUCAUUUAUCCAGCCCCCACUCACUAAGUCACUCACCUCACUCACUCGUUUAUUUAUGUGGCUGGCCUUGUGUGCAAUGGAAUGUAUCACCAUUCACUCCCACCAUAGACUGUACAGAGUGUAACCAAAAGUAAGUCGGAGACACCUUCAAAUAUGAAACAAUGGUUUUAGAACAUGAGGCGCCAUAGAAUGAAACCAAAAAUAUUCUGUAUGUAGGUAAAUAGACCUUGUAGUACACGGAUUACAUUGAUAUACAUUUAUUAUUAUUAUUAUUAUUAUUAUAUAACAUACCUAUUUCUUCCCUCUUUGUGUGUGUGAUCUAUAAAGAGAUCUACUGUGUAGGAUUCUACCUAUGGAAUGAGGAAACGCAGUGGGCGGGGAUGACCCUCACCUUCCUGUUGCCGGGGAUACUGGUCCAGGUGUUGAGUCUCAGGUGGUACCGUGACGACGGGGAAGACCACUAUUGGUUCCUGACCCUCACACAUGUGUUGCAACUGGGCAUCUUCCAAAGGUGAGCCCACCUGAACAAUGGCUACACCUGGGUGUGUUCGAUAGGCACAAAAUGUAAGAAAACUGAUUGAAAUGUGGAGGUACUAGCUGAACUUGACCAAUUAGAAAUGGCCGCUUUUGUUUUCUGUGGCAAAAUGUUUUAGAACGUUUUGUUAGUGUGCCUUAAUGAACAGGACCGUGACAACAGAGCAAUCUGCCUCAGAAUUAGAAAUUGACGGAGCAGUUGCUUUGAGUAAUUCAAAGUAACAAUCAUUUUGAAACCAGCCACUGAUUUACUUAGUUGGAUUAAUAAGAUCUGCUAUCCUAUUUGCCCUCUAGUAGUAUACCGGAAGUGAUGGGCGUUAGAGGUUACCUUGAGAGGUUUACAUCAUUAAACCUAAAAUCUUUGCAUUUUCUGUGUAGAGAAUCUUUAGAAUUCUACAUAUCUAAAUUGCAGACACACAAUUCCACGAACACAUAUCAUCAUACACAUCCACCAUACAAAACCAACUACCUUCUAGCUCUGCCCCCAUUGCACCAGCUCUAUCUUAGCCAUUGGUCUUUGUCUCCUCCUUCUGGCAGGUUGUGGGACUGCAUGAUGUCCGUAUGGGACAUGCAGGGUACUGCGGGGGAGCUCGGGGCGGCUGUGAUGCAGCAGGCCGAUGUGUCCGCCCUCCGCCUGUUGGAGGCCCUGGUACUCACCCUCCCUCAGACCCUGCUGCAGACCUACAUCUUAGCUGUCACUGACGUGGAACUCGACUCCCCGGGUAAGACAUCACUGUACCCAGGUGAUGCUUAAUUUAAUUAAUUACGAAGAAAUAAACAUGUAGCCUGAAUCAUAUGUAAUUAAUUACUAUGUAAUAAUUAAAAUGUUACCAUCUCUUAGUAGGCCGGUAUUCAUAGUAGGAGUGCUAAUCUAGGAUCAGGUCCCAUCCAUGUGAUCUUGUUAAUUAUGAUCCACAAGUUUGUAGUUUAUACUUGGGCUCCCGAGUGGCGCAGUGGUCUAAGGCACUGCAUCUCAGUGCUUGAGGCAUCACUACAGACCCCCUGGUUCGAUUCCAGGCUGUAUCACAACCGGCCGUGAUUGGGAGUCAAAUAGGGCGGGGCACAAUUGGCCAAGCGUCGUCCGGGUUUGGCCGGUGAAGGCCGUCAUUGUAAAUUUAUUUUUAUUUAUUUAACCUUUAUUUAACCAGGUAAGCCAGUUGAGAACAAGUUCUCAUUUACAACUGCGACCUGGCCAAGAUAAAGCAAAGCAGUUCGAUAAAAACAACAACACAGAGUAACAUAUGGGGUAAAACAAACAUAAAGUCAAAAAUACAACAGAAAAUAUAUAUACAGUGUGUGCAAAUGUAGCAAGUUAUGGAGGUAAGGCAAUAAAUAGGCCAUAGUGCAAAAUAAUUACAAUUAGUAUUAACACUGGAAUGAUAGAUGUGCAAAAGAUGAUGUGCAAAUAGAGAUACUGGGGUGCAAAUGAGCAAAAAUAAAUAACAAUAUGGGGAUGAGGUAGUUGGGUGGGCUAAUUUCAGAUGGGCUGUGUACAGGUGCAGUGAUCGGUAAGGUGCUCUGACAACUGAUGCUUAAAGUUAGUGAGGGAGAUAAGAGUCUCCAGCUUCAGAGAUUUUUGUAGUUUGUUCCAGUCAUUGGCAGCAGAGAACUGGAAGGAAUGGCGGCCAAAGGAGGUGUUGGCUUUGGGGAUGACCAAUGAGAUAUACCUGCUGGAGCGCAUACUACGGGUGGGUGUUGCUAUGGUGACCAAUGAGCUAAGAUAAGGCGGGGAUUUGCCUAGCAGUGAUUUAUAGAUGGCCUGGAGCCAGUGGGUUUGGCGACGAAUAUGUAGUGAGGACCAGCCAACAAGAGCGUACAGGUCACAGUGGUGGGUAGUAUAUGGGGCUUUAGUGACAAAACGGAUGGCACUGUGAUAGACUACAUCCAAUUUGCUGAGUAGAGUGUUGGAGGCUAUUUUGUAAAUGACAUCGCCGAAGUCAAGGAUCGGUAGGAUAGUCAGUUUUACGAGGGCAUGUUUGGCAGCAUGAGUGAAGGAGGCUUUGUUGCGAAAUAGGAAGCUGAUUCUAGAUUUAACUUUGGAUUGGAGAUGCUUAAUGUGAGUCUGGAAGGAGAGUUUACAGUCUAACCAGACACCUAGGUAUUUGUAGUUGUCCACAUACUCUAGGUCAGACCCGUCAAGAGUAGUGAUUCUAGUCGGGUGGGCGGGUGCCAGCAGUGUUCGAUUGAAGAGCAUGCAUUUAGUUUUACUUGUGUUUAAGAGCAGUCGGAGGCUACGGAAGGAGUGUUGUAUGGCAUUGAAGCUCGUUUGGAGGUUUGUUAACACAGUGUCCAAUGAAGGGCCAGAUUUAUACAAAAUGGUGUCGUCUGCGUAGAGGUGGUUCUGAGAAUCACCAGCAGCAAGAGCGACAUCAUUGAUAAACACAGAGAAAAGAGUCGGCCCAAGAAUUAAACCCUGUGGCACCCCCAUAGAGACUGCCAUAGGUCCAGACAACAGGCCCUCCGAUUUGACACAUUGAACUCUAUCUAAGAAGUAGUUGGUGAACCAGGCGAAGCAGUCAUUUGAGAAACCAAGGCUAUUUAGUCUGCCAAUAAGAAUGCGGUGGUUGACAGAGUCAAAAGCCCUAGCCAGGACGAUGAAGACGGCUGCACAGUACUGUCUAUUAUCGAUCGUGGUUAUAAUAUCGUUUAGGACCUUGAGCGUGGCUGAGGUGCACCCAUGACCAGCUCGGAAACCGGAUUGCAUAGCGGAGAAGGUACGGUGUGAUUCAAAAUGGUCGGUGAUCUGUUUGUUAACUUGGCUUUCUAAAACUUUCGAAAGGCAGGGCAGGAUGGAUAUAGGUCUGUAACAGUUUGGAUCUAGAGUGUCACCCCCUUUGAAGAGGGGGAUGACCGUGGCAGCUUUCCAAUCUCUGGGGAUCUCAGACAUUACGAAAGAGAGGUUGAACAGGCUAGUAAUAGGGGUUGCGACAAUUUCGGCGGCUAAUUUUAGAAAGAAUGGGUCCAGAUUGUCUAGCCCAGGUGAUUUGUAGGGGUCCAGAUUUUGCAGCUCUUUCAGAACAUCAGCUAUCUGAAUUUGUGUGAAGGAGAAGCGGGGGAGGCAUGGGCAAGUUGCAGCGGAGGGUGCAGAGCUGGUGACCUGGGUAGUGGUAGCCAGGUGGAAAGCAUGGCCAGCCGUAGCAAAAUGCUUGUUGAAAUUCUCGAUUAUUGUAGAUUUAUCGGUGGUGAUAGUGUUUCUUAGCCUCAGUGCAGUGGGCAGCUGGGAGGAGGUGCUCUUAUUCUCCAUGGACUUUACAGUGUCCCAAAACUUUUUGGAGUUAGUGCUACAGGAUGCACAUUUUUGUUUGAAAAAGCUAGCCUUUGCUUUCCUAACUGCUUGUGUAUAUUGGUUCCUAACUUCCCUGAAAAGUUGCAUAUUGCGGGGGCUAUUCGAUGCUAAUGCAAUACGCCACAGAAUGUUUUUGUGCUGGUCAAGGUCAGUCAAGUCUGAGGAGAACCAGGGGCUAUAUCUGUUCUUAGUUUUGAAUUUUUUGAAUGGGGUAUGCUUAUUUAAGAUUGAGAGGAAAGCACUUUUAAAGAACAACCAGGCAUCCUCUACUGACGGAAUGAGAUCGAUAUCCAUCCAGGAUACCUGGGCCAGGUCAAUUAGGAAGGCCUGCUCGCUAAAGUGUUUUAGGGAGCGUUUGAGGGGUGGUUGUUUGACCGCGGACCCAUUACGGACGCAGGCAAUAAGGCAGUGAUCGCUGAGAUCCUGGUUGAAGACAGCGGAGGUGUAUUUAGAGGGUAAGUUAGUCAGGAUGAUAUCUAUAAGGGUGCCCAUGUUAACGGAUUUAGGGUUGUACCUGGAAGGUUCCUUGAUAAUUUGUGUGAGAUUGAGGGCAUCUAGUUUAGAUUGUAGGACGGCUGGGGUGUUAAGCAUAUCCCAGUUUAGGUCACCAAGCAGUACGAACUCUGAGGAUAGAUGGGGGGCAAUCAAUUCACAUAUGGUGUCCAGAAAACAGCUGGGGGCUGAGGGGGGUCUGGGAUAGGAUAAAAGUAAUCCUUCUACCCUCCCCCUACCCCACCAAAAUUUUUUUUUUUAUAACAAUAAUAAUAAUUUGAUAUAUUGUAAAGUGGUUGUCCCACUGGCUAUCAUAAGGUGAAUGCACCAAUUUGUAAGUCUCUCUGGAUAAGAGCGUCUGUUAAAUGAUGAAAAUGUAAAAUGAAAAUGUAGCAAGCGGCAACAGUGAGAGACUUAUUUCUGGAAAGGUGGAUUUUUAGAAGUAGGAGCUCAAACUGUUUGGGCACAGACCUGGAUAGUAUGAUAGAGCUCUGCAGGCUAUCUCUACAGUAGAUUGCAACUCCACCCCCUUUGGCAGUUCUAUCUAGACGGAAAAUGUUGUAGUUGGGGAUGGAAAUUUCUGAAUUUUUGGUGUUCAGAAAUGUUCAUUGGAAUCGCAGCAAACUGUACUGUCCAUCAGAUCGUGCCAGCUCAUCUGGGACCAUAGACGUAUAUAAUUAGGCUGGGACCCUUGUUGAGAAGCAAAAUGAUAGCCGGUUAUAGUCGGUCACUUAGAAAAUAUUGGUUAUUACUAUACAUGCCAUUUUCUUAGUAAAUACCUUGUCAUUUUUGUACCCAAAAAUGUCUGUAUACUGUAAAAAAUGUCUUACAUUUCUUUCUCUCUCUCUCCCCCCACUCCCUUCCCCACCCUUCCACAGUAGCGGUGUGUGCGGGCCUAUGCCUGCUAUCGCUGUCCUGGGCGCUGGUGCUGUUCAGCCGGGCGUGCUGCCUGAUCCGCCCGGGCCAUCUGGCCAUGCCCCCGGCCGCCCUGCUGUGCCAGCUGCUGUGGAGGGCGGGCAUGCUGGGUGCCCGAGUGGCCAGCCUCAUGUCCUUUGCCCGCUACUUCCACUGGUGGACCUGCGGAGUGGCAGGUGAGAGAGAGAGAGAGAGAGAGAGAGAGAGAGAGAGAGAGAGAGAGAGAGAGAGAGAGAGAGAGAGAGAGAGAGCGAGAGCGAGAGCGCAGGGCAACAGCUGGAGAAACAAGAGGGCUUUUCACACUACUGAGCAAAACCGAGCCAAGCCAAACUAAGCUGUACUGAGCUGGCACCCUCCAUAGUUGCUGGAACCGUGCUGAAAAAAAGAUGCAAGGUACGAGAUAGGGAAGAGACCUUCAAUGUUUAAAAGCUUUAAGAAGAUCAUACCAAGGAUAAUUUUUCUAUUUAAUUUUGAAUUUUAAGAGCCCUUGGAGUAUAAAAAAUGUAUAUAACAAAGUUAUUUAAUAAAAAAGCACAGUUUGGUUCUGGUCGGCGUGAUCGAAUGAAAAAGGUACGAGAUAGGGAAGAGACCUUCAAUGUUUAAAAGCUUUAAGAAGAUCAUACCAAGGAUAAUUUUUCUAUUUAAUUUUGAAUUUUAAGAGCCCUUGGAGUAUAAAAAAUGUAUAUAACAAAGUUAUUUAAUAAAAAUAUAUUUUUGGCCUUACUGCUAUUAGCCCAUACAAAUGCAUUGAAUAACAGAUUCACUACAUGGAACAACAGAUAGUCCCCCCAAAUAAUCUAAUGGGAGUUUGUUCUGAAAUGUCUAUCCUAUAUCUGAGAGAUAUAAGUAAGAUUAGUCUCCAUAUACUGUAUACUUCCAUACAUAUUUUCAACUGGUACCGGCGGACCUUCAGAUGUGUCUUGUGAGGCCUGUGGGCGUCCUAGAGCAAAACAACAUGUACGUGUUCGUGAGAGUCUCACCUUUACACAGAGGGGUCAUAUUAGUGUGUAGCCCAAACUGUUUGGACGCUACAGACAUAUGUUGGCAGAUCGGCUGUACCGACUUCAGACGAGUCCCAAGGCUCUUGUGGGGGUCGUUGAGCAAAACGGAGAACACCAUUGUGUUCGUGAGAGUCUCAUCUUUCCAUAGCGGGGUCAUAAUAGUAAUAAUAAUAAUAAUAAUAAUAAUAAUAAUAAUAAUAAAUAAUAAUAAUUUUAACCCCUCCCCUUUGUCCGAUAACCACACCCCUCCUCUGACAUGAAAAACUGACCUGGGAACUUUAUCAGUGAAUAUUUCUGUACAUGAGAACACUGAGCCUGGGAUCAAAUCCUCUAACUAGAGAAUAUCUAGUACUUGGUUGUUACAGAAGAUGAACUGUUUUAUCGAUACAGACCGAAUGGGAGAAAUUACCUCCAAGCUAACUGUUAUUUAGAGGUAGUCUAGGUUGGUGACCUAGAUCCUUAUUGGAUAUCCGAAUGAAGCCCACUUGUGCAGUAUUUGUACAGUAUACUGUUUUUCGAUUGUAACACCAGUGUUCCACUAGUGUAUACGCCCUUAUGUAAACUAGGGAAAUUGUGUUUCCAUAGCUAGUGCUGACAGUAGUAGCAUAAUCAACAAUCUCUGCAUUAUCAAAACAGUUGCUUUGUGAGAAGGUGUUAAAGUCCACAGUUGGCCAUUGUUAUGUAAAUGUCAGCUGAAAAGUACCAGUGGCCUGGCUUUGGCCGCAGGUGAGAGCAGGUCCGCCGGAGCCACCCCAGUCAGACACGUGUGCCAGCCCACGUAGAUAGAAACAGAAAAGACUGAGCCAUAUGUACAGUAUUUGUUUGUCACUAUUACCUAGAAGGCCAUGUGUCUUUUAAAACAUUGUAAGCCCUUUAUAAGCCCCAUAAUAUCCUACAUUAUAUGCAUCUUGUCUUCUAUCCUUAAUUUCUGUCAUUCAUAUAGAGAGAAUUCAGUUGAAUCUUUUGUAUUCUAUACAUUUAGAUCUAUAGUUGUUUUAUACAACAUUAACGGUAAGUAGCUUUACGUAAAAUCUGAUGGUCACACAUAUAUAAAAUGUAAUUUAUUGCUUCUGAGUUAAACAUUUAUGUUGGUAUUGAGUUAAAGAGUAUAUUAUUAGACCAUAGCCUAUAAGGUUUAACCUUUUUUCGUUGUGGUUCUGCACUUUUCUCUUUAUCAGCGUUUGUUUAUUUCCUACAAUACUCCAGUGUUAGUAGUACAGCACUAUGGGUAGGGUUUGUGGGUGCAACAUACCCAUAGAAAUGUAUUGUAUACUGUAGAACAAAUACUUUGUAAAACAUAUGGGUUGUCUGUCAUGAGGUUUAGUGUCAACUCUAUUACAUUUCUAUCUGCAACACUGAAUGUUUCACCUCACUGAAUACACCCCAUGUAGUCCCGUGUAGCUCAGUUGGUAGAGCAUGGCGCUUGCAACGCCAGGGUUCUGGGUUCGUUUCCCAAGGGGGACCAGUACGAAAAUGUAUGCACUCACUAACUGUAAGUCGCUGUGGAUAAGAGCGUCUGCUAAAUUACUCAAAUGUAAAUGUAAUAAUAGUUUGUAGGCCAAACCGUUCGGCCGCUACAGACAAUUCUGUGAGAAUACCAUUUUUCAGGAAGUGUUACAAAGGCGGAUGUGGUGGAUUGAGACACAUCCAAUGCAAAAAUAUAUCUCUAGCUUAAACUGACAGAUUUUUAUGGUGAUUUUUUUAUUAGGCUAAUUCAGGUGCCUUGCAAAAGUAUUCAUCCCCCUUGGCGUUUUUCCUAUUUUGUUGUAUUACAACCUGUAAUUUAAAUAGAUUUUUAUUUGGAUUUCAUGGAAUGGACAUACACAAAAUAGUCCAAAUUGGUGAAGUGAAAUGAAAAAAAGAACUUGUUUAAAAAAAUUUGACAAAAUAUAUAACGGAAAAGUGCAUAUGUAUUCACCCCCUUUGCUAUGAAGCCCCUAAAUAAGAUCUGAUGCAACCAAUUACCUUCAGUAGUCACAACAUUAGUUAAAUAAAGUCCACCUGUGCGCAAUCUCAGUAUAUAUACACCUGUUCUGAAAGGCCCCAGAAGACCAAGGAGCUCUCCAAACAGGUCAGGGACAAAGUUGUGGAGAAGUACAGAACAGAGAGGCAACAACAAAUAGACCAAAGAUAACCCUGAAGGAGCUGCAAAGCUCCACAGCGGAGAUUGGAGUAUCUGUCCAUAGGACCACUUUAAGCCGUACACUCCACAGAGCUGGGCUUUACGGAAGAGUGACCAGAAAAAAGCCAUUACAUAAAGAAAAAAUAAGCAAACACAUUUGGUGUUCGCCAAAAGGCAUGUGGGAGACUCCCCAAACAUAUGGAAGAAGGUACUCUGGUCAGAUGAGACUAAAAUUGAGCUUUUUGGCCAUCAUCGGCAGGGACUGGGAAACUGGUCAGAAUUAAAGGAAUGAUGGAUGGCGAUAAAUACAGAGAAAUUCUUAAGGGAAACCUGUUUCAGUCUUCCAGAGAUUUGAGACUGGGACGGCGGUUCACCUUCCAGCAAGACAAUGACCCUAGGCAUACUGCUAAAGCAACACUCGAGUGGUUUAAGGGGAAACAUUUAAAUGUCUUGGAAUGGCCUAGUCAAAGCCCAGACCUGUGGUAUGACUUAAAGAUUGCUGUACACCAGCGGAACCCAUACAACUUGAAGGAGCUGAAGCAGUUUUGCCUUGAAGAAUGGGCAAAAAUCCCAGUGGCUAGAUGUGCCAAGCUUAUAGAGAUACCCAAAGAGACUUCCAGCUGUAAUUGCUGCAAAAGGUGGCUCUACAAAGUAUUGACUUUGGGGGGGGUGAAUAGUUAUGCAUGCUCAAGUUUUCUUUUUUUUUUGUCUUAUUUCUUGUUUGUUUCAAAAUAAAAAAAUAUUUUGCAUCUUCAAAGUGGUAGGCAUGUUGUGUAAAUCAAAUGAUACAAACCCCCCAAAAAUCCAUUUUAAUUCCAGGUUGUAAGGCAACAAAAUAGGAAAAAUGCCAAGGGGGGUGAAUACUUUCGCAAGCCACUGUACAUUUCCGCCCAGGCAAAAGGGGUUAAGGCCAGGCACCACAGGCUGAAAUUCCAUUUUUGCAUCUACCUAUCAAUUUUGAGAUUUUGGGGUAUUUUCAAAAAGUAAACAAACAUUUCAAAAACCUGAUGAAUGUAUAUUUUUAGUUCAACAUACUACCAUCAUCAACAUGUUAAUUCAUUUUAACCACUUUAAAAUGGACAUACAUCAAUAAUUUCAAAGCUCACGACAUUGAAUUACACAAUUUCAAAGCCCAUUUCAUAGAGAAUGUUACAAACUGGAAUACAUUUAGUAACUCACUUUGAAGAGAUGGUGAUUGGGUCUAAAUAGGCUUUUGGCGUUUGGUAGUCUUAAUUCAGUGUACUUGUCUUUUAACUGCCAUUUCCCUGAAAGUCAGACUCUUCCCACACUAUAUAUUUUCGGCUUCAGAAGCAUCUGCAUUCACCAGAUUUUGUUUGGUUAUCCUUAGAUAUAUUCUCCAGACUUUCCCAAAAGAGAUUAUUGAUAUGCUGUCAAUUUGUUAUUUUAGAUAACAUUUUAUUCUGGGAAAAAAAGGAGGAGAGAGAGAGAAAAUGGAAUGGUGUUAUUAUGUUGGUUUUAUAACUCCUUGAUCAUCAAGGAACUUGGUUGUAGUAAAUAAUGCAUCAAUGCAGAUUCGAGAUCCUUCACAAUCAUCUGACAGCACAACCAAUCAAAAUUGUAAAUUAUAAUAAACUAAUUUGACCUACAAUUGACCUCUACGUGCAUUAUACCGAAUUUACAAAGCCUCAGGUUAAAAUAUAAAUAAAUAAAUAUAUUAUAUAAAAUCAAUAAAACGCAUCUAUCUUCACACUGCAACACAUGUUUUCCUUCAAAGCUCAUUCCUUGGCAACCAGUGUCCACCUACAUGACUAUGCACAAUACCUCUAAUACAGAGGAGUCUGGUGGUAGGAAUGGAAUAAAUGGAAGUCAAAUGUGAUUUCCAUAUGUUUGAUGUGUUUAAUACCAUUCCAUUGAUUCCAUUCCAGUCUUUACAAUGAGCCCAUCCUCCUAUAGCUCCUCCCAACAGCCUCCUCUGCUCUAAUACCUCUCUGGCCCUGCUGUAUUCGCACGCACGCACGCACACACACAAACUUACUUUCUCACACACACUCUCACAUACACAUACUGUAUUCCCACCACAGUGCCGCUCCGCUGUCUAAUACACUCUCAGCUAGCUAUCUAUUUUUACGCUGACCUCCAGGCUUCCACUGGCUCAUGGCGUCCUUCUGGCUGGUCGCCCAGCAACCCGAAAUCUGCACCGGCCCCUGGCGCUGGCGCCUCUUCAACUCUGCGCUGGGAUUGGUCCACGUCUUCCUCUUCCUCAACGUCAAAGACGGCCCCUCGCGCUUUCGCAUGGCCGGCUUCUACGUGGUACGUACAAGAGAGACUGCAGCACCCAGCCUCACCCUACUAGAAUCGGAAGUCAAAUGUCUACUGUUUGCUGAUGACCUGUUGCUUCUGUCCCCAACCAAGGAGGGCCUACAGCAGCACCUAGAUCUUCUGCACAGAUUCUGUCAGAUUUGGGCCCUGACAGUAAAUCUCAGUAAGACAAAAAUAAUGGUGUUCCAAAAAAGGUCCAGUUGCCAGGACCACAAAUACAAAUUCCAUCUACACACCGUUGCCCUAGCGCACACCAUUUUUUAAAAUACAUACCUCGGCCUAAACGUCAGUGCCACAGGUAACUUCAACAAAGCUGUGAACAAUCUGAGAGACAAGGCAAGAAGGGCCUUCUAUGCCAUCAAAAGGAACAUAAAAUUUGACAUACCAAUUAGGGGAUCUGGCUAAAAAUGCUUGAAUCAGUUAUAGAACCCAUUGCCCUUUAUGGUUGUGAUGUCUGGGGUCCACUCACCAACCAAUAAUUCACAAAAUGGGACAAAUACCAAAUUGAGACUGCAUGCAGAAUUCUAGAAAGAUAUCCUCUAUGUACAACAUAAACACCAAAUAAUGCAUGCAGAGCAGAAUUAGGCCGAUGCCCGCUAAUUAUCAAAAUCCAGAAAAGAGACUCAAUUGUACAACAAUCUAAAAGGAAGGGAUUCCCAAACCUUCCAUAACAAAACCAUCACCUACAGAGAGAUGAACCUGGAGAAGAGUCCCCUAAGCAAGCUGGUCACAAACACAAACAGACCCCACAGAGCCCCAGGACAGCAACACAAUUAGACCCAACCAAAUCAUGAGAAAACAAAACUUACUUGACACAUUGGAAAGAAUUAACAAAAAAACUAAGCAAACUAGAAUGCUAUUUGGCCCUAAUUAGAGAGUACACAGUGGCAGAAUACCUGACCACUGUGACUGACCCAAAAUGAAGGAACGCUUUGACUAUAUACAGACUCAGUGAGCAUAGCCUUGCUAACGAGGGAGGCAGCCGUAGGCAGACCUGGCUCUCAAGAGAAGAAAGGCUAUGUGCACACUGCCUACAAAAUGAGGUGGCAUUCCUUUUGUUUAUUAUCUAUUUCACUUGCUUUGGAAAUGUAAACAUAUGUUUCCCAUGCCAAUACAGCCCUUUGAAUUUAAUUGGAGAGAGAGACAGACUGCAGCACCCGGCCUCACCCUACUAGAAUCGGAAGUCAAAUGUCUGUUUGCUGAUGAUCUGGUGCUUCUGUCCCCAACCAAGGAGGGCCUACAGCAGCACCUAGAUCUUCUGCACAGACAAAAAUAAUGGUGUUCCAAAAAAGGUCCAGUUGCCAGGAAGAAUUCAGUUGCUAGGAAGACAGAAUUCAGGAUAGGAUAAAUUUGGUUCACUGCCACUGAAUUGCCCUUUGGGGAUAAUAGGUCUGUUGAAUUGAAUUCUAUUCAUUAUGAUUUUUGUGCAUGUUCCGAUUCAGCUCCGUUUCAAUUUCCUACUUCUACGUGGUACGUAUGACGAAUUGGAGGACGAGGACUGCCAUUCGGGGACAGUAAAGAUCUGUUGAAUUGAAUCGAAUGUGCGGCAGAAUAUUCUGAUUGAGUUCUGUUUGAAUCUCCUGCUGCUUGUUGACAUUUGUUGUCUUAUGCGUUCACCCCUGUCUUUGUGACGAGUUGUAUGUUUUGUCUUUUUUGGGGGGCCUAUUAGUUCACUCACAUACUCAUAAUCAUGUUUAUAUGGGCGCACACACAGCUGCAGGUGCACACACACACACCCUUUCUGUCCUUGCAUUCCAUUGUCCCCUGUCUCAGUCCCGUCAUGACUUCUCCUGACCUCUUCUCCUAUAGGCCAUGCUACUGGAGAACACCACCCUACUAGUGGCAGCGUCCGACUUCCUCAGUGAGAAAUCAUGGGAUAGCAUGACCCUCCCUAUCGCUGUGCUGAGCAGCUUCCUGCUUGGUCAGUCACUCUUUGGAUACUCCAUAUUAUGUAGUAUUCAGUUUUAAGCCCCUGGUUACAGUGGGGGAAAAAAGUAUUUAGUCAGCCACCAAUUGUGCAAGUUCUCCCACUUAAAAAGAUGAGAGAGGCCUGUAAUUUUCAUCAUAGGUACACGUCAACUAUGAGAGACAAAAUAAGAAAAAUAAAUCCAGAAAAUCACAUUGUAGGAUUUUUAAUGAAUUUAUUUGCAAAUUAUGGUGGAAAAUAAGUAUUUGGUCAAUAACAAAAGUUUCUCAAUACUUUGUUAUAUACCCUUUGUUGGCAAUGACACAGGUCAAACGUUUUCUGUAAGUCUUCACAAGGUUUUCACACACUGUUGCUGGUAUUUUGGCCCAUUCCUCCAUGCAGAUCUCCUCUAGAGCAGUGAUGUUUUGGGGCUGUCGCUGGGCAACACGGACUUUCAACUCCCUCCAAAGAUUUUCUAUGGGGUUGAGAUCUGGAGACUGGCUAGGCCACUCCAGGACCUUGAAAUGCUUCUUACAAAGCCACUCCUUCGUUGCCCGGGCGGUGUGUUUGGGAUCAUUGUCAUGCUGAAAGACCCAGCCACGUUUCAUCUUCAAUGCCCUUGCUGAUGGAAGGAGGUUUUCACUCAAAAUCUCAUGAUACAUGGCCCCAUUCAUUCUUUCCUUUACACGGAUCAGUCGUCCUGGUCCCUUUGCAGAAAAACAGCCCCAAAGCAUGAUGUUUCCACCCCUAUGCUUCACAGUAGAUAUGGUGUUCUUUGGAUGCAACUCAGCAUUCUUUGUCCUCCAAACACGACGAGUUGAGUUUUUACCAGAAAGUUCUAUUUUGGUUUCAUCUGACCAUAUGACAUUCUCCCAAUCCUCUUCUGGAUCAUCCAAAUGCACUCUAGCAAACUUCAGACGGGCCUGGACAUGUACUGGCUUAAGCAGGGGGACACGUCUGGCACUGCAGGAUUUGAGUCCCUGGCGGCGUAGUGUGUUACUGAUGGUAGGCUUUGUUACUUUGGUCCCAGCUCUCUGCAGGUCAUUCACUAGGUCCCCUCGUGUGGUUCUGGGAUUUUUGCUCACCAUUCUUGUGAUCAUUUUGACCCCACAGGGUGAGAUCUUUUGUGGAGCCCCAGAUCGAGGGAGAUUAUCAGUGGUCUUGUAUGUCUUCCAUUUCCUAAUAAUUGCUCCCACAGUUGAUUUCUUCAAACCAAGCUGCUUACCUAUUGCAGAUUCAGUCUUCCCAGCCUGGUGCAGGUCUACAAUUUUGUUUCUGGUGUCCUUUGACAGCUCUUUGGUCUUGGCCAUAGUGGAGUUUGGAGUGUGACUGUUUGAGGUUGUGGACAGGUGUCUUUUAUACUGAUAACAAGUUCAAACAGGUGCCAUUAAUACAGGUAAUGAGUGGAGGACAGAGGAGCCUCUUAAAGAAGAAGUUACAGGUCUGUGAGAGCCAGAAAUCUUGCUUGUUUGUAGGUGACCAAAUACUUAUUUUCCACCAUAAUUUGCAAAGAAAUUAAUUAAAAAUCCUACAAUGUGAUUUUCUGGAUUUUUUUUCCUCAAUUUGUCUGUCAUAGUUGACGUGUACCUAUGAUGAAAAUUACAGGCCUCACUCAUCUUUUUAAGUGGGAGAACUUGCACAAUUGGUAGCUGACUAAAUACUUUUUUUCCCCCACUGUAUGCCUGAUGUCUGUGCACAGAACAAAGAAGAUGUUAAAAAGCUAUUACAAAGCUAAAGUCAAAGCUAUUACGUGUUAAAAGGAAACAAGUACUUCUUAAAUUCAAAUGUAGAUUUCAUUCAGGGCAAAUGUUUGCUACCAGAGAAACCUCAUUUCACAGAUUUAGUCAUGUUCAUGGCUGUAAGGGAUACAUUGUCUAUCUAAGGCACCACGUCAAGCUUCAGACACAACCAACCGUUCCCCAUAAGGAACUUUCAAUCCCAUCAUUUAACUGCCCUAACCUUUAAUGAAUACUAUAAUUUGUUCAUUAUUGUACAUCACUGUCCAUUCAAACACUCUGCAUCACACGGGGUGUGUUUCUAAGUCUCCCCCUCUCUUAUCUCUCCCUACUCCAGGUGCCACCUCUCUAGUCCUGUACUACCGCUUCCUCCACCCCAAGUCCACUGAGAUUGCCCAAGGCCAUGGCCUCAGCCACCGCAACCACCACAUGGGCUCCACCUGCCUGGAGGGCCUAGAGCAGGGCGAGUCUUCCUACUCCCUGGGGGGUGGGGGAGGUGACAAGAGCCUCCCCCCGGCCGCACCCUCCUCCCUGCACAAUCACGGCAGCUUCUCCCUCUCUGGCGUGGCCGGCUCCCUCCUGGAGCAUCCUGGGAGUUGCGGUCCCAGGCUGGGUAACUCGUGCCUCUGCCGCCACCACCACUGGCUCCUGAUUCGCUUGGCACUAAAAACGAGCGACGUAGGAAAGAUCAACCGGGCCUAUGGCGCCGGCGGCGUGGUGGCCAUCUUGGACGAGGACGAGUACUGUUGUAACUCAGAGGCCACGGGUACGGGUGGUGGCAGGACUACCACAGCGUUUGGGGGCAACUAUGUCGGGUUCUCCGGGGCCUCUGUGUCUGAAUCGCAGGGGACGAAGCGGGGCCUGGCACCCCUCUCGGACUGCAAGGAGGAGUUCCAGAGCGCCAGCGACGAGCCCACGUCCGCCGAGACACCUGACGAGGAGGAGAGUGAGGACAGCCUGGAGGACAUGCAGAGCCCGCUGGAGUCGCCGGUGUCGGACUCCUUAAAGCGCAGCUCGCCCGAGGGCAAAUCAGUGUUCGGGGACAGCCCCGAGCCCUACUUCUGCCCCAGUACCACCCUGUCCAGCUCCACACUGUACUUCAGCGCCGACCCCCAGUCCCCCAGCAGCACCAGCAACCCCCGCCUGGACCGGGCCAGCCCCCCCAUGGGCAUGGCAGGCCUCAGCUCCAUCCCCAGCGACCCCGCCCUGCACAGGGACGUCAGGGGACUGCAGAUGGGUCGGAUGGGACAUCGCUACACCUCCACACCCAAACUGGACUAUGGGACGCAGGGGGACUCACCGCCCAGCAUCCCUCAUCUGAGUGGUCCCAGGAGGCAGCUAAUACUGUCGCACCGAGACGAGGACGAUGGAUUUUAG
Messenger RNA from Coregonus sp. 'balchen', 17258 nucleotides. The record is from the annotation of a GenBank genome assembly. NCBI's taxonomy places the organism in Eukaryota, Metazoa, Chordata, Actinopteri, Salmoniformes, Salmonidae.